Oryza sativa Japonica Group (Japanese rice) is the source of this 2472-nucleotide messenger RNA. RefSeq names its product LEAF RUST 10 DISEASE-RESISTANCE proteinUS RECEPTOR-LIKE PROTEIN KINASE-like 2.4. Gene Ontology annotation, biological process: protein phosphorylation. Gene Ontology annotation, molecular function: ATP binding; protein kinase activity; polysaccharide binding. NCBI's taxonomy places the organism in Eukaryota, Viridiplantae, Streptophyta, Magnoliopsida, Poales, Poaceae. The record is from RefSeq and is a predicted model, not a curated record.
CAAGCAAAUGACGCAAGUGGUGCACGAAACCAAGUCAACUACACACAUGUAAAAUUCCUCGUCUCCUCGAUCCAUCCAUCGAUCGCUUCGCCUAUAAUACAACGCCUCUUCCUCGCCGCAUCGCGCCACCAACCGUCGUCGCGAUGGACACGCCAUUGCUGCUGCUGCUUCCCUUCCUGGCGGCAUGUCUGCUCGCGCCGCGGCACGCGGCGGAGGCGGCCGUCACGAGCUGCGCGCCGAGGAGGUGCGGGAACGUGACCAUCGCCUACCCGUUCUGGCUGCCGGACUCAUCGCCGCCGCCGUCGUCGUCGUCCGCGCCGUGCGGCCCCGCGGCGUUCCAGGUGAACUGCGACAACGGCAGCCGCGCGUCGCUGGCCCGCUCCUUCCGCAGCGGGUACAAGAUCCUCGGCGUGUCGUACGCCAACCGCACCGUCGUCGUCGCCAACGACAACGUCCAGACCGACGCCAGCGGCUGCCCGGUGCCCAAGAUCGACGUCUCCGCCAGCCUCACCCUCGCGCCGUUCACCGCCAGCCCGGCCAACAGCCAGCUCGUCUUCCUCUUCAACUGCACCAGCAGCAGCAGGCCGCCGCCGGCAGGGUUCGUCAACGUCACGUGCCCGGGAGCGAAGGCCGUGGUCCGGCUCGACACGAGCUACAACAACACCGCCGCCAGAGUGGUCGCCGGAGGCUGCGACUACGCGGCCGUUCCGGUGGUCGGCGUGCCGGGGGCGAGCCCGACGGACUACCCGCAGCUGCUCCGGGGAGGCUACAUGCUGGAGUGGAGGGCGCCCGCCGGCGACUGCAUGGCGUGCAAUGCCAGCGGCGGCCAGUGUGGCUACGACGCCGACACGGAGGCGUUCGCCUGCAUCUGCUCCGACGGCUCAUCGCGCCCGGGGAUAUGUGAUGCAAAGAAGUCCGGGAACAAGGUCAUCCUGAUAGUGUCACUGUCGAUCUGUGCGACUGGGUUGGUGCUAUUGGCAUGCAUCGCCAUCGUCUACAAGUGUCGCCGACGUAUGCAAAAUCGUUUCAGUUUUCUGAACGCCAUGGACGGUGCAAGCAGAACGGAUACUGCAAAGGUGGAGAAGCUGCUGCAGAGUUACGGAUCCCUAGCUCCCCGGAGGUUCAGGUACUCGGAGCUGAAGAAGAUAACGAAGUCCUUCAGCCAGCGGCUCGGCGAGGGCGGCUACGGCACGGUGUUCAGCGGCACGCUCGCCGACGGCCGCGCCGUCGCCGUCAAGUUCCUCCACCACUCCAAGCCCAACGGCGAGGAGUUCCUCAACGAGGUGGUCAGCAUUGGCCGGACGAGCCAUGUCAACAUCGUCUCCCUGCUCGGCUUCUGCCUCGAGGGCUCCAAGCGAGCCCUCGUCUACGAGUACAUGCCCAAUGGCUCGCUGGACAAGUACAUCUACUCGACGUCGGCGGCGGCGGCGGCGGAGGCGGAGGAGGCGGAGGCGACGGCGAGCCCUGACAGGGAUGUUCUGGGGUGGAAGGUGCUGCAGGAGAUCGCCGUCGGCGUGGCGCGGGGGCUGGAGUACCUGCACGACGGGUGCAACACGCGGAUCAUCCACUUCGACAUCAAGCCGCACAACGUGCUCCUCGACGAGGGAUUCCGGCCCAAGAUCGCCGACUUCGGGAUGGCGAAGCUGUGCAACCCAAAGGAGAGCAUCCUGUCGAUGGCGGACACGAGGGGGACGAUAGGGUUCAUCGCGCCGGAGGUGUUCUCCCGCGGGUUCGGCGACAUCUCGACCAAGUCCGACGUGUACAGCUACGGGAUGCUGCUGCUGGAGAUGGUCGGCGGCGGGAGCAACGUCAAGGCCUACGCCGAGAAGGGCGCCAGCGGCACGUUCUUCCCGCUCUGGGUCUACGACCACCUGCUCGAGGACGGCGGCGUGCUGCAGAGCGUCGCCGCCGCCGCCGCCGCCACGGCCGGCGGCGGCGCCGGAUCACCGGGAGGCGAGGAGAUCGCGAGGAAGAUGGCGCUGAUCGGGCUGUGGUGCAUACAGACCGUGCCGGCGAACAGGCCGUCGAUGGGCAAGGUGCUGGAGAUGCUGGAGAGAAGCGUCCACGAGCUCGCCAUGCCGCCGCGGCCGUACCACUCGAACUCGUCGUCCCCGUCGCGGCCGUCGAGCUACCCCUCCUCUGCCUCGGAUUUCACGCAGCGAUCAAGGUUAUCAACACCGGGAAGCACAGCGUGAAAAGUGGCGAUGGAAUGACUAUACUUGAAGCAGACAACUGGCUAGUAGACUGUAAAUUAAAGAAAACCAGAGUGGGAGCUUUGGUUUUGUAUGUAGAGCAGAUUAGCAAGAACAACAAAAUUAGACGUUAUUACUGUUUGAAUCAUUAAUUCGUUCUCUUAUGGUUUUCUGUGGAAAUCAUGUACUACUCCUAUUCAGUUUUAGUUUAACUUGUGCUUGACGAAUGUUCCACGGAAAAAAAUUUGGUGGAGACCGGAUGUAACCGGCCUCCUUUGCA